Messenger RNA from Phycomyces blakesleeanus NRRL 1555(-), 1278 nucleotides. RefSeq lists its product as hypothetical. The record is from RefSeq and is a predicted model, not a curated record. The transcript has 9 exons. Gene Ontology annotation, molecular function: SUMO activating enzyme activity. The coding region runs from base 17 to 997 and encodes 326 amino acids. Gene Ontology annotation, biological process: protein sumoylation. Lineage: Eukaryota; Fungi; Mucoromycota; Mucoromycetes; Mucorales; Phycomycetaceae. Gene Ontology annotation, cellular component: SUMO activating enzyme complex; cytoplasm.
AGAAAACACACUUGUCAUGGCAGGAAUCACACAGGACGAAGCUACAAUUUAUGAUCGUCAGAUUAGACUUUGGGGGUUAGACGCUCAGCAAAGGAUUCAAAAGGCAAAUGUUCUCAUAGCUGGAAUGCGUGCGUUGAGUAAUGAAGUCUGUAAGAAUCUUGCCCUUGCAGGCAUUGGAUCAAUUACUCUAUUGGAUCACCGCCGUGUAGUAGAAGAGGACUUGGGAGCACAGUUCUUGUUACGUGAGGAUUCAAUUGGAAAGAACUCUGCAGAAGAGGCAGCCCCUAGAAUAAAGAUCUUGAACCCAAGAGUCAAUGUGAUUGUAGAUCAAGAAGAUAUCAAUACAAAGAAUGACGCGUAUUUUGAGACUUUCGAUAUUGUGUGUCUUAUUGGAGCAGAGUAUGAUUUGAUGAAUAGAAUAAAUUGUGUUAGACGAGAAGUGAACAAGCCAUUCUAUGCGGCCGAUGCCUUUGGUUGGAUAGGUUACAUAUUUUGUGACUUGAAAGAGCACACUUAUGCGUUAGAAAAGCGUACCUGGCCACCUGGGGUUAAACAAACCGAAGACCCAGUUAUCGUUCGCACAACCGAAACAGAAAACUACACAAGCUUAGCCAGUUCUUUGUCAAAGAAUUGGUCAAACACACCAUCUAGAGUACUCAAGAAGCGAGUAUCUCCCAUUACCUUUAUGAUCCAAAUCUUACUUGAGUUCCAGAGUAAAGUGAAGCGAUCUCCCUUUAAGAGUGAGCUCCCAAGGUUGAUAGAACAAAAGGCCGAUCUUCUGAGAGAAAUUGGCGUAGAUGAUCCCAAUCUGUUGAGUGAUAUGUACCUCGGGGAUAUUGCUACUCUUAUCCACACAGAAAUGGCUUCUGUAGCUGCCAUUGUAGGAGGAUUUUUGUCACAGGAGAUACUCAAAGUACUUUCUGCAAAGGACCAGCCACUCCAAAAUUGGUUUUAUUAUGAUGGACGUGAUGGUUCAGGGCGUGUUCAGCAAAUCUGAUAAUAAUAAUGCAUACUACCAAUAAAAUUGGAUAUGCGUACUAGCUUUUACAGAGCUUGUUAAAUAAAAUCAAGCACAAGAAGAGUAUAUUGGGCUAAUGAUUUUUUUUUCAUUUAUACAAUUUGUACUCUAUAUCCCAUAAAGCUUAUAUAAGUAUAUAUAGAAUUUCAUUUACAGAGCCAUAAAAAAAAGGAAAGAAAAAUUGGUUCUCUCAUUUUUACAUGUUUGGCGCAGUUUCAAAUAAAAAAGUCACAUUGCUAUCUUCGGAUACUUAUAAGAUC